Messenger RNA from Anthonomus grandis grandis, 964 nucleotides. RefSeq lists its product as uncharacterized. Lineage: Eukaryota; Metazoa; Arthropoda; Insecta; Coleoptera; Curculionidae. Bases 71 to 613 code for a protein of 180 amino acids. The transcript is spliced from 2 exons. The record is from RefSeq and is a predicted model, not a curated record.
CACUGUAUAAAAGCCUUAAAUAGUUCCACUUAAUAUUCAGUACCAUACUUGACUUAAAACACACAUAAAAAUGUAUAAAUUAUUAGUUCUAUUUGCACUAAUAGCAACAACCUUCUCGCUGCCAUAUCCACUAGCAGAAGACGAAGAUGGAGAGCAGUACCAUCUAGUACCAUUAAACAGAGUGAGAAGACAACAACAAACCAACUACCGUUUAGAUUCCAAAGGCAAUCUCUUUCUGGGGCACAAAGGUACGAUCCUAGACAACCAAAACCAUCGCCUGGACGGGCAAGGGUAUGUCGUUAAGAAUGUCAAAGGGCAUGGUCUAAGUCCCGAUGCCGGUGGUGGAGCACUAAACUACCUCAAUAAACCCUCAAACUUAAAUCUGGGUGUCUCGGCUGACCAUGUAAGGCAUGGUGGUACCAAUGUUGGUGCUACCGCUGGUUGGAACUUCAUUCAACAGAAAAAUGCCGAAGUGGGCUUAUCUGGAAGGAUGCUUGGAUUUAUCGCCAGUUUGGAUACGAAGGACUUUUCUAACAAGGUAAAAUAUUGCUUAGUCCGUGGACCCCGUCUUAUCCUUCCAGAGGAUAAAUCGUAUGCCAUUAAUAUUGUAUGAGGACAAAAAUAUAGAAAAUGGUAAAUACAAUAAGCUUUUGAGUACGUAUAAGGUAAUAUGGAUUUGGUUCGACUUUCAAAAAAUUAAAUGUGAACAUUUAGUAAUAGGCGACAGAUUAUUGAAAUUUAUAAGGUAAAAGUUAAGAUAUUUAUAUUUUUCUUAUUGGAAUGCAUUUGUCUCUUCUUUGUCAAGAGAAGAGACACAUAAAAUAGCAAAAUAAAUUAAAUCCAUAAAAUAUAAAUACACCUUAAUUAAACACUCUAAAGAAUUCAAUUUUUUCACCUGAAAUAGUGUUUGGAUCGGCUGGAAAUAGUGUUUUUGUUUCGUAAUGUGUCCAUUUAUACCCGAAAA